Acanthamoeba castellanii str. Neff is the source of this 561-nucleotide messenger RNA. RefSeq names its product basic helixloop-helix (bHLH) family protein. Gene Ontology annotation, molecular function: double-stranded DNA binding; polynucleotide 3'-phosphatase activity; ATP-dependent polydeoxyribonucleotide 5'-hydroxyl-kinase activity. The record is from RefSeq and is a predicted model, not a curated record. NCBI's taxonomy places the organism in Eukaryota, Discosea, Longamoebia, Acanthamoebidae. The transcript has 5 exons. The coding region runs from base 1 to 561 and encodes 186 amino acids. Gene Ontology annotation, biological process: DNA repair.
AUGAAAGGCGGCAAAAAGUCCACCUCAUCUACGUCGGGAGCGGCUGCCGGCCCCAAACCCGUGGUUGUCGUACUCGCUGGCCUGCCCGGCUCUGGCAAGUCUACUUUUGCGACGGAGUUGGAGAGGACGAGCGGGGAGAUGUGGGUUCGUGUGUCGCAGGACGACCUGGGCUCAGCCGACGAGGUCAAGAAACAGAUGGAGAAGGCAAUCAAGCGAAAGAAGAGCGUGAUAGUGGACCGGUGUAAUUUCUCUGCUGGCGAUCGCAAGAUGUGGGUGACAGAGGCGAAGCGGUACGGGGCAACACACAUCGAGGCCAUCUACUUUGAUGUGCCCAAGGAGGAGUGCAUACGACGAGCAAGCCUGCGUCGCGGUCACCCCACCCUCUCCGCCGCCAAGGCGGAAGAGGUGAUCAGCGAGUUCUCGGGCGCGUUCGCGCUGCCGACCAAGUACGAGGGCUUCGCGCAGGUGACGGCACUCACCGCCGACGCCACGCAGGUCCGCAACGAGCUCAAGCGACUACGCGACCUCGCCCCCGCCGCCAAGCCCGCCAAAAAGAAAUGA